Molecule: messenger RNA, 822 nt
Organism: Alternaria atra
Lineage: Eukaryota; Fungi; Ascomycota; Dothideomycetes; Pleosporales; Pleosporaceae
Exons: 2
Coding region: 1-822 (273 amino acids)
Molecular function (GO): oxidoreductase activity
Source: RefSeq, a predicted model, not a curated record
AUGAAGGAGAUUACGAGUUCUGUACGAAAAGAUUCUAUACCGUUCUUCUUCCAACUCUACGUCAACAAGGACAGAAAGGCUUCGGAAGCUCUUCUCAAAGAUGCGGAGAGGAAUGGGAUUAAGGGAGUAUGGUUUACUAUCGAUGGGCCUGUACAGGGCAAACGAGAAGGAGACGAGCGCGUAAAAGUUGAAUCAGCCACCUUCGCCAAAGCAGCAAUCAGCGGUGCCGCUGCAACAAACGACAAGAAAGGAGGCGGUUUAGGUCGCACAAUGGGCGGAUACAUCGACGAUACAUUUAACUGGGAUGACAUCGCCUGGUUACGCAAAGCGACAAAGCUACCCAUCGUCGCUAAAGGUGUACAAACAGCCGAAGACGCAGUGUUAGCUAUGAAACACGGUUUAGACGGUAUCGUGAUAACCAACCACGGAGGCCGGAAUCUAGAUACUUCCCCACCCUCCCUACUAACUCUCCUCGAAAUCCGACGUCAUCACCCAGAAGUCUUCAGCCACUUGGAAGUCUAUCUCGACUGCGGGAUCCGGCGCGGAACUGAUAUAGUCAAAGCCCUCUGCCUGGGAGCGAAAGCAGUUGGUAUGGGUCGUCCGUUCCUCUAUUCUUUGACAUACGGACAAGAAGGUGUGGAGCACUUCAUCGAGAUCAUGAAAGACGAGCUUGAAACGACGAUGCGGUUACUAGGUAUAACAUCCUUAUCGCAAUGCCAUCCACGGUAUCUCAAUAUAGGAGAUGUAGAGCACUUGAUUCCGAAGAAUUUGGAGUCGCCGUUGCCAGAGAUACCAGAGCGCGAGCCACGGGCUAAGUUGUAA